ACCCUGCGCCGUCGUUCUCAUUCACCGCAGGUUGCCUAGAUUUCGACUGCGACUAGUGGCCAGUCUUGGGCGGCAGUUCGCCAGCCCGUCGGGAGAUACUGUUGUGUAAGUCGGAGGUAGAUGGCUGUAAAAGUGGUGGCUUGGUCCGUAGGCUCCGCGUACAUAACAAUUUCUCCCCUUUUCUGUUCUUUCGCUUGGCUCGCUCGAGACAUGCACAUCAUCCGCAACCCGGUCACCGAGAACCAUCCAGCAUCCGAGACGGACCUGCAGGAUACAAAGGCGAACUUGGGUCAGGUUGGCACCCUCGAAACCAGCCUAGCGCGGCAGCUCAAUGCCGGAGAACUACGUUCGGAAAACACAUGGGGGGGGGGGGCCGAGCUCGAUAGGAGAUAGGCCAUGUGACAUUAUCAACCAGAAUCCCCCUCUCUCGCCUACUUGAAUGAACAUCUCUACCUAGGUGGCCAUUAUACCUUUGAGCUAUGCGAGCUGGACCA
This is a messenger RNA of Durotheca rogersii, 494 nucleotides long. RefSeq lists its product as uncharacterized. The record is from RefSeq and is a predicted model, not a curated record. The coding region runs from base 121 to 393 and encodes 90 amino acids. Lineage: Eukaryota; Fungi; Ascomycota; Sordariomycetes; Xylariales; Xylariaceae. The transcript has 2 exons.